This is a messenger RNA of Mytilus californianus (California mussel), 1727 nucleotides long. RefSeq names its product cell cycle checkpoint control protein RAD9A-like. The transcript is spliced from 13 exons. The coding region runs from base 84 to 1676 and encodes 530 amino acids. Gene Ontology annotation, cellular component: checkpoint clamp complex. NCBI's taxonomy places the organism in Eukaryota, Metazoa, Mollusca, Bivalvia, Mytilida, Mytilidae. Gene Ontology annotation, biological process: cellular response to ionizing radiation; mitotic intra-S DNA damage checkpoint signaling; DNA replication checkpoint signaling. The record is from RefSeq and is a predicted model, not a curated record.
AAAACUCCGCGAACAUCAACAUUGGAUUUGGUUCAGACGACUUCUGUGAAAGUUUGUUUGGAAAUCAUGUCAUUGUAAACAAAAUGAAAUGUGUCAUACCCGGAAUUAAUAUUAAAGUAUUUGGAAGAGCUAUACAUGCACUAUCAAAGAUUGGAGAUGAGAUCUACGUAGAACCACUAGAACAUGGGCUAGCUUUGAGGACAGUAAACUCCUCCAGAUCAGCCUAUGGAUGUUUUAUGUUUUCUCCGACUUUUUUCCAACAUUAUGACGAUGGAUCAGGACAGAUAAGGUCAGAGGACAGUGAAGAAGAUGCCAUCAGGUGUAAAGUGGCCAUGAAAUCCUGUUUAACAGUUUUUAAAUCCAUGUCAACAAUAGAAAAGACUGUAGAACGAUGUAAAAUAAAACUGAACAUGGAUGAAUCCAGACUUGUGUUUCAGCUGUAUUGUAAACAUGGUAUUGUGAAGACACACAAUUUAGCAUUUAUAGAAUGUGAAACAUUACAGGCUGUUUUCUCUAAAGACAUGAGUCCAAAUCAACUUACAGCACAAGCUAAAUUACUGUCUGAUGCUGUGGUAAAUUUCCAGUCUAACCAGGAGGAGAUAACUCUGUUGAUUUCUCCUGAAAAGAUUUCAUUGAAAAAUUAUGUGGAUGAUGAACCUGAUCCAAAUAAGGUUGUUCACACCGUGGUCCAUUUAGCCCCAGAGGAGUUUGAUAAUUGCCAAGUUGGAGUGGACACAGAUAUCACCUUCUGUUUAAAGGAACUCAGGGCCAUUCUUGGAUUUGCAGAAGCAUUGAAUAUGCCCUUGAAUAUCCAUUUUGAAAGUGCAGGGAGGCCUGUGGUAUUUGGAGUUAACAGUGAUACUGCAUUUGAAGCUAAUCUUGUAUUAGCCACUCUUGCAGAUGCUCAAACACAGGCAAGUUCUUCCCAACAACAGUCAACCUCAGUGAAAGCCAAACCAAGUCAGAGAGUUAAAACAUCUAAUGGAAUUAGAAGACAAUCAAAGACCUCUGAAAAGGGAGAUAACCAUAGCAGAGUUGUUGACAGUAGGACUGAGAGAUCAGAUAAAAGUGAGAGACUUGCAGCAGCUUAUGAUGCUAUGAUGGACGAUGAUUUUGAUGAUGAAAUGGCAAUAUCAGAUAUGCCUACAUUUCAUAACGGUGCUAAAAAUAGUCAUGAUGAAAGAGAUUUACCUUUAAAUAAUGGUGAUGCAAGAUUACAUAAUUUGACUUCAGACUCUAUUUCAAACAUGAAUAGUGGGAAAAACUCUAUGUCAAACAGAGAAGAAAGUGUCAUUACUGGAAAACGUACAUUAUUUAAUCCAGAUAGAAAUAAAGUUGACUUUGGAAGAAUGUCACCCCAACCUUCAACCUCUCAUAGUGGUGGAUGGUUAAAUAAAUCAACACAUAUGGUUGGUCCUGAUGAUGAAACACAACAGUCACAGAGUCCUGUUGUACCAAAUCAGUCAAAGUCUUUUGAUACAAGUGCCAUGGAUGUAACUUUACAGGAAGAAAUGAAAGAUGAUGAGGAGGACUUUGUUCCAGGAACACCACCCAGUAAAAAGUUUCGAUCAUUAUUUUUUGGCAUGUCACAAGCCAGUACCAAUUCCCAGAUGUCAACACAGUCAACGACGAAACAAAAGCCUGCAGUUUUGGUAGAAGACUCUGAUGAAGACUGACUGUGUUUGUUAUUUAUGAUUGUUUUAUUAUGAUUAAAGAAGAAAACAUUA